Linum tenue is the source of this 1966-nucleotide messenger RNA. NCBI's taxonomy places the organism in Eukaryota, Viridiplantae, Streptophyta, Magnoliopsida, Malpighiales, Linaceae. The record is from the annotation of a GenBank genome assembly.
ACCAAACUAAAAGAGAAGAAAGAAAGAAAGAAAGAAAGAAAGAACCCCCCCAAUAUAAUGGACAUCUGGUCUUCCUCUUCUUCUUUCCUGAUCUGAGUCCUCAGAGCUCUCUGCAGUAGGGUUCUUCCUCCCCUUCUUCCUUAUUUCCCUCACUUAUUUUCCAAGAAGAACUGAACAAAUAGUGAAAAAAAAUAAAGUAGGAAGAAGAAAUUCUAUGGAAAAGGAAUAGUGCCCAUCCAGCAGCCUUCUCCACAAACUGGCUGACUGAUUCCUCUCUCUGUAGCUCUCUCUCUGCGCCCAAAAAAAGACAGCAACUUUGAAGCUGAAAUAGCGGGGGGAGAAGAGAAGAGAAGAAAAUAAUAAAAUGGAUCAGCAGUGUGGCCGUACAGUUUGUAGCAGCAGCAGAAGUAACAACAACAUUAUUAUGAAUGUUGGUGGUGGUGUUGUGAUUCCGCAGUCCUCUCCUUCUCCAUCCCCAUCUCCUUCACCUUCUCCUUCACCUCCUUCUUCUUCCCCUUGUUCAAUGGAGAUGGCGAAUCAUUCCUCCCUCCCUCCUUCUCACCACCACCACCAUAACAACAAUAAUGUGCUCUUUGUUCAUGGCAACGCAACCACUCAACCUCAACAACCACACCAUAACAUGGCUGCUGCUAGGGUUUUUGGGAACAACAACAACAACAACAGCAACAGCGACCCUUCUCCGUAUUAUUUCAUGGACGGCGGCGGCAUAAACAACAGCAUGAUUAGCACCUCCAUUUCUGUCGCUGUUCCUGCUCCAGAUCCCAUGAUCAUCACUCCUCCUAGCAGUCAUAAUAAUACGAGUAGUGGUAUGAGGGCCAAGAUCAUGUCUCAUCCCCACUUCCCUCGCCUCUUGUCCGCAUACUCCAAUUGCCAAAAGGUUGGGGCGCCGCCGGAAGUGGCGGCGAAGCUGGAGGAAGUAUGCGGGGCGGGAGCGGCGGCGGUGAUGGCGGCGAGAGCAGGGUCAUCGGGAGGAGAAGGAAGCAUCAUCAGCAACGGUAGUAUAGGGGAAGAUCCAGCACUGGAUCAGUUCAUGGAAGCCUACUGUGAGAUGUUGACCAAAUACGAACAAGAGCUCUCCAAGCCUUUCAAAGAAGCCAUGCUUUUCCUCUCCAGGAUCGACUCCCAGUUCCGUGCCCUAACCCUCUCCACUUCCUCCCCCACUGGUUCCGGUGACUUCACCGGGAGGAACAAUAAUGGGUCGUCGGAGGAUGACAUCGAAGGGCUCGAGACGAGCUACAUUGACCCACAAGCCGAGGACAAGGAGCUGAAAGUCCAGCUGCUCCGUCGGUACAGUGGAUACCUCGGCAAUCUGAAGCAAGAGUUCCUCAAAAAGAAGAAGAAGGGGAAGCUGCCCAAGGAAGCCAGGCAGCAGCUCCUCGAGUGGUGGAACCGACACUACAAAUGGCCCUAUCCAUCGGAAUCACAGAAGGUGGCGCUGGCUGAGGCGACGGGGCUGGACCAGAAGCAGAUCAACAACUGGUUCAUAAACCAGAGGAAGAGGCACUGGAAGCCGACGGAGGACAUGCAGUUUGUGGUGAUGGAUGCUGCUUACCCUCACCAUUACUAUCUGGACAAUGGUGUGGGAAUGGGGAGCAAUGCAUUUCCCUUGGAUUUCAAUUCAUCCACUCCUCAUCUUUGAUUUGGUUUUGAUGAUAUCAUCGUGAUCCCUUUCCAUUGGUUGGCACUUUGUUUAGCUUAUUCUAAUACUGCUCUGCUUGUUUAGUGUCCCUGGUUAUGCAGAAGGGGGGAUGUUGUUGUGGCUUGUGAGUGUGUGUCUAGAAAUCUUAUCAUAUAUUAUAGUACCUAGGUGUAUUGUAUGAUUAUGUUUGUGAAAAUUAGGGCUUGGAUCCAAAUAUCCGACUUUUGAUAUCUUUAUCGUAUGUUAUGGAAUAUUAGUAUUGACUGUUAUAUAUUAUAAUUCGAGUUUUCUUGGCUUAGUGUUUGU